This is a messenger RNA of Melitaea cinxia (Glanville fritillary), 780 nucleotides long. RefSeq lists its product as uncharacterized. Bases 234 to 581 code for a protein of 115 amino acids. The transcript is spliced from 3 exons. The record is from RefSeq and is a predicted model, not a curated record. Lineage: Eukaryota; Metazoa; Arthropoda; Insecta; Lepidoptera; Nymphalidae.
GUCCAAGAUACGUUAAGGAACGGUGGCAUCAGAAGAGAGGCAAGAGAAAGUAAUUGAUUUCAGUUUCAUUUUUCCGAUGCCACAGUUCAGUGUUCUGCGAUUAUAAAUAAAGACUACAUGAAAUCUGUAGCCAAUAAUAAAACGUUUCAAUAUAAAUCAACAGCAGUGUGAAAUCGGUUGUGUACAUCUGAAGACUAAUUGUGCUAUUUUUCUAUUUCUUUUAGCCAGUAAUAAUGAAUAGAGAGCCGGAGUUCGAAGCGGAGCAGUACGUGGACGUCCGCUCUCUGCCGCUGAAGCCGCCGCAGCCGGCGCUGAAGCCGGAGAAGGCCGUGCGCCGCCCGUGGCACCCGGUCAUGUGGGACAACUCGGACGCUGAAGUACUUACUAAGGAUCCGGAAAUGGAACAGAAAGAAUCGUCAAGAACCAAGGAAUACCCACAUAAGCAGCGUAUGCGUAAUUUAAGAAGACUCAUAGCUGAGGGGAAAGUUAAACCCACGUCAGAAACACUCAUAUUCUUUCUAUGUAACAAAUUUGCUAUAUCUGAAGAAAGGCAAUCUAAACUAAAAGAGAUAGAUAUGUGAAAUUACAACGAAAUUCUAUAAAUGUAUAAUUCGCAAGUUCACAUUUAAAGUAUUUUUGGAUGUUAUGGAAUAUUAUAUAUCUAAAAACUUAUGUAUAGUAUGUCCGCCUUUUUGAUAACAUUUUUGUACUUGAAUUGACACAAAAUUAUAUUUAUUAUUUUGUACUUGGUGUAUUUAUAAUAAAACAUAUUUUGAUUAA